UGAAAUUCAGGUUAAAAAUAAAAAUAAUAUAAAAAUAAAAGUGAAAGUGAAAUAAACAUGAUUAAUAAAAACAUUUAAAUGAAAAUUAAAUAUGACUUACUUAUUCAACAUUGUAAAAACUAUAGCUAAUAGAAGUAUUCACAUCAAUAUUAGGAAUAAUGCAAGAAAUAAUUAUUUUAAAAGACUUUAUUCUAACAAUACAAAUGAAACUAAAAAACGGGGUAUAAGAUCGACUCUAUAUUAUGUCACAGCUGCAGGAGUUGCAACAGUAGGUUUAAGUUAUGCCGCAGUGCCGUUAUAUAGGCUAUUUUGUCAAGCAUACAGCUAUGGAGGAACAGUGUCCACGGGUCAUGAUGCAGAAAAAGUAGAAACCAUGUCAGCAGUAAAACAAAAACCAUUAAAGAUUAAAUUUAAUGCUGAUACUGCAGCCAGUAUGAGAUGGAAUUUUAAACCCCAACAAUCAGAGAUAACUGUGUAUCCAGGAGAGACAGCUUUGGCUUUCUACACUGCGAUGAAUCCCACAGAUAUGCCUGUAGUAGGUAUUAGUACAUAUAAUGUGGUUCCAUUUGAGGCAGGGCAGUAUUUUAAUAAGAUCCAAUGUUUUUGUUUUGAAGAACAAAUGUUAAAUCCUCAUGAACAGGUGGAUAUGCCCGUAUUUUUUUAUAUAGAUCCGGAAAUUACUGAAGAUCCAUAUAUGGAAUUUGUAAACGAGAUAACAUUAUCGUAUACAUUUUUUGAAGCUAAGGAGGGUUUGAACCUACCUCUACCUACAUUUGUUAAUACUGUUAAAUAAUAGUUAGGAAAUAAAAGUCCGUUGUUUUUAUUAA
Diabrotica virgifera virgifera (western corn rootworm) is the source of this 827-nucleotide messenger RNA. RefSeq names its product cytochrome c oxidase assembly protein COX11, mitochondrial (gene Cox11). Gene Ontology annotation, cellular component: mitochondrial inner membrane. The transcript is spliced from 3 exons. The record is from RefSeq and is a predicted model, not a curated record. Gene Ontology annotation, molecular function: copper ion binding. The coding region runs from base 92 to 793 and encodes 233 amino acids. NCBI's taxonomy places the organism in Eukaryota, Metazoa, Arthropoda, Insecta, Coleoptera, Chrysomelidae.